Anopheles moucheti is the source of this 1781-nucleotide messenger RNA. RefSeq names its product V-type proton ATPase subunit G-like. Gene Ontology annotation, cellular component: vacuolar proton-transporting V-type ATPase complex. The transcript is spliced from 3 exons. Lineage: Eukaryota; Metazoa; Arthropoda; Insecta; Diptera; Culicidae. Gene Ontology annotation, biological process: proton transmembrane transport. The coding region runs from base 212 to 568 and encodes 118 amino acids. Gene Ontology annotation, molecular function: proton-transporting ATPase activity, rotational mechanism. The record is from RefSeq and is a predicted model, not a curated record.
GCGCACUUCAACAUGGCGGCACGUACCCAUCCUGAGCUAACCUUGUUGUGUUUUUGCGCUUCACCAAAUUUUGACACUUGCUGUCUACGAUAAGUCAUUUUGUGUUCGCAGAAAAAAUAGCUGAUUAUUCCAUUGCGUGGAAUUCCGUGCAAAUUAAUAUUCAACUCAUUGGUAUCGUACGCAUCAAUCGGACGGCCGUGCAUCGAACAAAAUGGCUAGCCAAACGCAGGGAAUUCAGCAAUUGUUGGCCGCCGAAAAGCGUGCAGCAGAAAAAGUGGGCGAAGCUAGAAAACGAAAGCAACGACGCUUGAAACAGGCGAAGGAAGAGGCACAGGACGAAAUCGAACGAUAUCGUCAGGAACGCGAGAGGCAGUUUAAGGAGUUCGAAGCGAAGCACAUGGGAAGUCGCGAGGGUGUGGCGGCCAAGAUCGAUGCCGAUACGGCCAGCAAGAUCGUCGAGAUGAAUCGUUCGAUUUCGGUCAAUAAGGCAGCGCUGCUCAGUGAAAUCCUCACGCUUGUGUACGACAUCAAGCCGACGGUGCAUAAAAACUUCCAAUACACCAAGUAAGGACCACAUGUCUAUAAAAUGCGUUGAACAAGCGAUUCUCCUAGUAUAUAGAUGCGUGCGCUGGUAGGAGGCCACCGAAAGAGCACACAGAAAACAGAGAUACCUAGGGAUCGAAAUAAUAGUCAGCUAACAACAAACACAAAACGCCAUUAGAAUCUAUCGAUGUCGCGUUGCCGUCUAAUAUGAAAUUUUAGUUGAAGCUGUACAUAAUUGUUUCACGCUGUUCUUCUUCCGCCUGAAAAGCAGUUCGGAGUUGAUGCAAAACACGUCCUUGCUGUCUUCAGGUUUCGUUUGUUCUCCGCAAAUCUGUUUUUUUGUUAUUGCAUGUGUUAUGUAUCUAUCGUAUCCAUUUUUUUUCGUGAGCGCGUUGCGAUCGAAGGAUCUCUUCCCAAUGUUGCCUUCGCCGGUACUGAGGGAAAAGGUAUAUUUUAAUAUAAAAUUUGUUGGCACCAUGCCAGCUACGCUUGUGUGCGUUCCUUCUCCGUAUAAAAAAUCGAAUCAGCGUAGAUAAUAGUCGCUGAAGGGCGGCUGGUUGGUCACCCAAUGGCAACCAGCGAUCAGAACCCUAUCGGCUCAUUCCAAAUCUCUUUCAAUCGGUGUAGUAUCUUGUUGUUCCCAUGCCAUCAUUGUCGAUACUUGCUAUAACAUUAGAUGAAUUACUAUCGAAAACAAAACAAAAAUCAUGACAAUAUUAUCGAAGAAGAACCCCCUAGCGAUUAUUGUGCAGGAGGAAGAUCAUUAGGUCGUUCUCUGCUUAGGUCGUCGCCGGAAGCUUCAUUAGUGCGAUCGAUAGGAGCGGUGUGUUACGUUGGGUUAAUAACGCCGGAUGAAGUGGUUCGAUAAAGACAUUGUUUACGCUCUUAUAAACACUACUUCAAUAACCGCACAAACGAUUCUUUUGUUGCCUUAUCGUUGCUUUUUUCUGUUUUAUUUUGUGUUUAUCCCCCGUAGUGUUUCGGGUCUCGCAAUACUUGUUAUAAACCCCACUCUCCAUGCUAUACAUGUAGUUCGCGCGUGACCGUACAGCAAAGUACAUUAUAGUCCCCACCUUCUAACCCCUAAUUUUCUUAACUGCAAACAACACAAGUAUAUAUCGUUACAGUAUACCCACGGAACGUUAUCUCAUAAUUCGAAAUUGUAAAGAAUCCAAUAUGCUCUACAUGGAAUAUAUAGUUAUGAUGAAUGCGGUUGAACAACAUGUAGCUUCACUAUU